ACAGCCUUAGGUAAAAUUACAUUUCAGUGGAAUAGAAAAUCGUGCUGUAGUACUUUGUUUCAGCAAGUUUUGUUUUGUCUAGUAAGCGUUUCCAAAAACCAUACGAUGCGAAAAAUUAUUGAUUUAGUUUAUGAUGUAGCUAUGAUUUUUUACUACGUCAUUAAAGCAAUUUUAGUGCCUUGGAUUCCCAUCAAGUAUCGUUCUAAAGAUAUUUCUGGUCAAAUUGCUCUUGUCACGGGAGCCGGUGGCGGAAUUGGUCGACUUUUGGCCGUUGGUCUAUCAAAAGAGGGAUGUAAAGUUGUAUGCUGGGAUGUAGCCAAGCAAGCGAAUGAGGAGACUGUUCGAUUGAUUCAAAAGUCAAAAGGACAAGCGUAUGCCUAUCAAGUUGAUUUGAGUAAACGUGAAGAGGUUUAUCAAAUGGCCCAGCGCGUAAAACGGGAAGUUGGAAUAGUUUCUAUUUUGGUGAAUAACGCUGGUGUAGUCUCGGGUAAAGUUCUUCUUGAUUGCUCGGACGAACAGAUCCAGCGGACUUUUGAUGUUAACGUCCUGGCUCAUUUUUGGACAGUCAAAAGUUUCCUAUCUGACAUGAUUAAGCAAGAUUUGGGCCACAUUGUUACCGUGGCCAGUUUAGCUGGCCUUAACGGAACUGACCGAUUGGUGGAUUACUGUUCUUCCAAAUUCGCAGCUGUCGGAUUCGACGAAUCGCUCCGAACGGAACUGGCUGUGUAUGGACGGAAAGGAAUCAAAACGACGGUCGUAUGUCCUUAUCUCGUCAACACUCCACUUUUUGCGGGUGCCAAAUCAAAGGUUGUACCCGCUUUGGAACCGGAGGACGUUGCGCAAGCAGCUAUCAAUUCCAUUUUAACAGACGAAGAAGUGUGCGUCGUUCCGCGCUAUGCCUCAUUUUUAACGACGUUAAGAAAAAUGUUUCCAGUGAAUGCCCAGCUCGUUGCUCACCGCGCACUGAGAUUGGGGGAAGUGAUGAACACUUUUGAAGUGGCCAAACCAAAACACAACUGAAAAUACGUUCAUGCAAUUCAUUAGUGAUGUAAAAAACGUUACGGAUAUUUUGUAGAAAGAUCUAUUCUUUUGAACUAUU
This is a messenger RNA of Daphnia pulicaria, 1099 nucleotides long. Its product is annotated as estradiol 17-beta-dehydrogenase 11-like. Gene Ontology annotation, molecular function: oxidoreductase activity, acting on the CH-OH group of donors, NAD or NADP as acceptor. The transcript has 8 exons. NCBI's taxonomy places the organism in Eukaryota, Metazoa, Arthropoda, Branchiopoda, Diplostraca, Daphniidae. Bases 106 to 1020 code for a protein of 304 amino acids. The record is from RefSeq and is a predicted model, not a curated record. Gene Ontology annotation, cellular component: lipid droplet.